UAACCACACUCGCUUGAAUCGGUAAAUACCAAUCCAAAAUGGUAAAUACCAUUUUCAUUUGGUUAUUCGCUUGAAUUUGAAUUGUAUGUAUACUUGUGUAUGUUUCAUGCUUGCCUGGUUGCCUACUCAACCAUUUUACAAACCUUACAAAGAUCUUUUUGUUCCAUAACACAACACAAAACUGCAAUUUUCAUGAAUAAUUUUUUUAAAUUUCCGGUGUGUUCAAGUUUAGGUUAAGUUCACUGUGUGAAUUCACUAACUUAUCGGGUGUACCACGAACGUUUUUUGUGUCAAUCUGUCAUAUACAUAUAUCUCUCUUCGUUGCUUAUAAUCUGUGUAGAAAGUAGAAAGAGAUGAACAAAAGCCUCGUAUAGGGAGGCUAAGGCUGGGGAAUCCCCCACAGAUUAAUGUUUACUAUUAUCCAUUCCAUAGGCUACUUGUUUUGAGCAGUCCGAGUGUGGUAAUUGGUGUGAUUUUCAAAGUAUGUCCUUAAUAGUCUCAGAUACAAUCAGCAGUCUGAUACUUAUAGUAUUUGAAUGGAUUGGAAGCUUGUUCAACAUGGGGAAUUUUUUCCCUAAAAUGAAUAAAUAUGUUGCAGAAAGUGACCUUUCCUCAGACAGUGAGUCUGAUGGUUUUGAUUUUGACAGUGCUGCAAACACCAGGACGUCUCAAGCAACAUCACUUAAUACUGCUGAUGCCUCAUUACGAAGUGUUUGUCCACCGGAUGCAAGGACCCAAAUAACACUUGAUAAAGUUCAUAUAAUACAAAGUCAUUUAGAUGAACAGGAUAUGAUAUCAUUAAUCUAUCUACUAUUUGAACAACCUUUGUAUGCAUUGCAAGAAAUUCACUUAUGGAGAUUAGAUAAAGGUCGACAGGUGCUAUAUGUAUGGGCUAGUGUACAAUCUGGAGAUGUAUGGAAAAAUCAACUUUUAGAAGCCCUAUGUAUUCUUCGAAAUUACCAUAUUUUGAAAGGUCUAGGUUAUGACAAAGAGUCAUUAAAAAACUACCUUCCUAGUUCAGCAUGUACCUGCAUUUAUGUUAACAGACUGAGGAAAAUGCUUUACAUAAUAUGUGAAAAAUUGAAUUCAUUCAAAACAGAAAAAUUAGUUGAAUAUGUUCAAAAAGAUCACAGGGAUAAAGGAAUAGAAAUGAAUGAAUUCAGCUUAGACCCAAAAGUACUGGAGCUGUACCUGUUAGAUUGGGAAAGCCAUCAUUAUGUUACACAAACAAAUGUUAGAAAUUUAAUGAAAAUUUUUAAACUAAUGGGAGAGGAACAAAUACAUGAAGUAUUGGAUUCAUAUUAUCGAAGCUUACAACAGUCUCAACACAAACAGAGCAAGAUUACUUGUCCCAAGUUGAAAAAUCCUACAAUUUCUAAUGUGACUGCUACUUUGCAACAAGAUCCAUCAACCUCAACACCUGUCGUUAUGCUAACUCCCGAAGAGCCCACUGGUAACUUAUUCAGUAAAUAUUUCGGUGACGAUCCAAUUGACAAAAAAAAGAACAGAAAAGAGAGGAGAGUAUCAACUAGUGUGGAUAAUCAACGGCAACGAAAAACGAGUAGUCAGACAGUAAGAGUAUAUCGAGGUCCUGGUGAUCCAGAAUCUUUGGAAACAAAUGUCUUUGAGCCAGCUCAUGCAGAAAACAACAAGUUUCAUAUAGAUCCAGAAAACCCUGGAGUUGUACUUAUUAUCAAUCAAGAGUACUUCUACACAGAAACAAUGAAACAGUAUAAAAAGCUGUUACCAGAUAAAUCAGAUCAACUUGAGCAGAGAGUUGGUACAGAAAAAGAUAGAAUGAGGUUAAUAAACACAUUUAAAAAAUUUCGCUUCAAGUUGAUUGUUGAAGAUAACAUCAAGCACGUGGACAUGAUUCGCGUUAUUAGAAAAACGGUGGCAAGUGUUAGAAAGGAGAGUAGCUUGUUCAUUUGUAUUCUGUCUCAUGGUGAUAAAGGUUUCGUUUAUGGAGCAAACAGCUGUAAAGUAUCGGUAGAUGAUAUACAAGAUAUGAUGUGCAAAGCACAUCUAGUAAGUAAGCCCAAGGUGCUAAUUUUGCAGUCUUGCCAGGGAUUGCAAUGCAUCAAUGUGAGCUGUCAGAAUGACGACCGAGACCAAGCAGAAACCGUUGCCACAGAUGGUCCCAUUAAACUACCAUAUACUGCUAAUUUAUUGACAUUUUGGGCUACUGUUCCAGGAUACGCAGCGAUAAGAAAUAAAGAAAAAGGUUCGUGGUUCAUUCAGAGCCUAUGCGAAAAAAUGGAAUCCUGUCAAGACAGGCUCCAUUUUUUGGAUAUUUGUACUCGAACUAGCAGAGACGUGUCCGACAAGAGGUGGAAUAAAGGACCAGAUGAGUAUAGAAUGUGUUCUGAAAUCCGUCACACUUUUCUACAAGAUUUUUUCUUACCGAAAAUGACACUUUGAUCAAAUAUUUUAUUUGUUUUUGGCCUGUUCCAUUUAUAGUCCUAUUUCAAAAACAGCAAUUUUUUGUCAUGUAUUAUCACAGUGAGAUAUUUAAAAAUGGUGGCACCGCAGCAAUUUUUGCGAGGCGCAUAGAAUUUGAGACGCUCUGCGGCACGCAGUAUAGCUGCUGCAAAUAUUUAGAUCUAGAAAAAGAGAAAAACAACCAAUUUUGCAUAUAGCAAAAAAGUACGUAGCGGAUUUUAAAAAUAUUGAUUUCUGUGUGGUUGGCGAGUAAAAUGUUCAAUGGAAACCAUUUGUUAAUAAAUGAUGAUUAAAUUAACUUAUCGAAAAUCCCCUACAUAUGGCAAUUGUUCCAGUUAUCCUCCGUGCCGUUUUAAAAAGUCGAGUUUCGUGAAAAACGCUGCGGUAUCCCCAUUUAUGAAUAUUUUACGGUAAUAAUAUUUUUUGUUAUUUAGAUAUAUGCUAAUAACCUCUUUCAAUAUUAUAUUUGAUUACCUUUUCUUUCACCAAAAAGAAGUUACAAAAAUACUUUUAUAAGUCUUAAUGGUGAUGUUGCCCCAAAAUUUCUAUAUAAUUUCGUAGAAUUGUUUUUCAACUACCUAUAUAUAAUAUAUACGUAUUCAUUAUUAUACCACAUGAUGUAUUCUAUUUACAUAUAAUAAACUAUUGAGGUUACAAUUAGUUUUCUAAUGAGUUUGUGCUAAACAGUGCACGGAUAUUGUUUUAUUUAUGUAUCUUACAAGACACAGAAACAAUAAUAGUCUAAUCAUAUCAGCAAAUUUCCCAGAAAUAAUUGUAAAGUCUGGUUUUACUGAUGCAAAUUGUUCAAGGGGGUAUUUAAAAUAUGGACGCAUAAAAUGGGUACACCGGUUUUUGUGGGAAAACUUUUUAUUCGACAACAAAGAAUGAGAAAACGCGUUUUUUGAGAUUCAGUCGAAAGUGUUGGCAGAAACCAAAAAACUCUUCACAUAAGAUUUUUAAGUAUUUAUGAGACCACACAUAAAAAUAUCCGACUAAUAGUAAAAAAGUUAUAGCCGAAAACCCAGGCAAAAUGCGGGUUUCGGCUCUUGCUUCUAAUGCGAUGAUAAUUUCACGCAGCUACUUGAAAUUCUUCAAAUCCAUGGGCUUCAUAUUUCUAAGUAACCACAUAAAAAUUGGAGUCGAUUAGUCAAGUACUCUUUGAGAAUUUCUAAUUGUUUAUCCCGAAACACCUGUUUUUCGGCCAUCACUACUAGUUUACAUUUUAUAGCAAAAUACACGAGUUUACCUUGCCGUCAUAAAUCACAAACCAUUCCGAAAGAUAAUUGCUGUUUUUAUGCGAAAAACGAGGGGUAACGUUUUUUUUUUUUCGUCUAAACAAAUUCAAACAUUCCGUAUUUGUAAGUAUUUGAACAGAUUCGCUACGAUAUUCAAUACAUUAUUAUACACAUUUUAAGAUAAGAAACAUCACAACUUAAGCAGGAGAGUUAUUGGUAAGGUAUGUGAAUGUCAUUGUGUACUAAAAAAGUAUGUUUGUUAGGAGCAUUUUAAAUAAACUUCCUGAAUAUCGUAGCGAAUCUGUUCAGUUACUCACAAAUACGAAAUGUUUGAAUUUAUUCAGAAUAAAAAAGGUAACCCUUCGUUUUCGCAUAAAAACAACAAUUAUUUUUCGGAAUGGUUUGUGAUUUAUAUCAGCAAGGUAAACUCGAGUAUUUUGCUAUAAAAUGUCUUUUGAACGAAUCCGUAUAUUGCUCAGUAGUAGUGAUGGCCGGAAGACAGGUAUUUUGGGAUAAACCAUUAGGAAUUCUCAAAGACUACUUGACCAAUCGACUCCAAUUUUGUUGUGGUCACUUAGAAGUAUGAAGCCUACGGAUUUUAAGAAUUUUAAGUAACUGGGUGAAAUUAUUGUCAAAUUAGUAGCAAGUUCCAAAACCUGCAUUUUGCCUGGGUUUUCGGCCAUAACUUUUUUACUAUUAGUCGGAUCUUUUUACGUGUAGUCUCAUUCUGUAGGUCUCAUAAAUAUCUAAAAAUCUUAUUUUGAGAGUUUUUCCAUUCCUGCCAACACUUUCGAUUGAAUCCCAAAAAACGCAUUUUCUCAUUCUUUGGUGUCGAAUAAAAAGUUUUCCCACAAAAAUUGAUGUAACCAUGUUAUGCGUCCAUGUUUUAAAUACCUCCUUGAACAACUUGCAUCAAUAAGAUCAGACUUUACAAUUAUUUCGCAAACCAUUCACAUACCUUACCAAUAACUCUCCUGCUUAAGUUGUGAUGUUUCUUUAGAAUUAACAUAUUAAUGUUUGAAAUGUUGUGCCUCAACAUAUAUUAUAUGAUUGACAAAGUCUCUUUAAGAACGGUAUUGAAAUCGCGGAAUGUACAUUCACGUAUUUCAGAUGAAAGUUGUGAUAUUGCCUAUGUACAGGAGUGCAAUUCUAAAAUUCGGGGGUGCCUUAACGUAUGCCUGAUUAAUUUAAUUUUAAGAAGGGAUUUGAAAUCACAUAAUGUUAAUUGAUGUAUUUUAAAUAAAGAUGAUGCAAU
Acanthoscelides obtectus is the source of this 4932-nucleotide messenger RNA. NCBI's taxonomy places the organism in Eukaryota, Metazoa, Arthropoda, Insecta, Coleoptera, Chrysomelidae. The record is from the annotation of a GenBank genome assembly.